GUAGUGUGUCGUCUGUCUGUUACGGUUAGUCGCCGUCAGUGACUUCCCCGCCGCGUGGAUGUAUGUAGUAUCGUGGUAACAGCAGAGCUUAAUAGCGUAGACUAUGGAUAGGGUUCCACUGAGCCGAGAGACUGUGGAGGCGAUAAAGACGAAGCGGCAGCUGGAGAGGGCGUGGGAGGAGUACGGAGACGCGGAGGACAAGCGAGCGUUGAGCAGGCAGAAGAGGCUGGUGAGUCGCUCGGUGGCAGAGGACCGCGGGGCGCGCAUACAGGCGGUCGAGGGGCAGCGGCGCGAAGCGGCCGCCAGGAGGGCCAAAGCCGGCGGGGUCCGCAAGGUGGUGGCGCGCUCCGGCGGCGACACGCUGUGCGGCGCCGUCCAGAUGAUGAAGUCUCUCGCCGUCGCCAGCAAGAGGCAGCUCGGCGGAGGUGGGGGCGUCCGGGCCACACAGUGGUGACAGGCUCUGUCUGGUCUUCGGCAGAACAAGCUCAAUUUUUUCAUUUUUUUUAGGUAGUGGGGUGGGGAGUAGAAUUCAUGUUACAGUGUAAUAGGCUGUUUAGUCCAGUUGAUCAGUGCUGCAAUAAAAUAUCUUCAUUAGCUCGGUGAAUACUGUAUUUAGACGUCACUGGUGUCAACAUACCGUUCCAUUUGCAUUUAACUUGUAUCAGUUUCAGAAUAAACUAAAGGGCUUUGCACAUAGUCAGGCGCGUACUAUAAUUUUCGUACUAGGCGCUGAUGCUCUGACCGGACAGUAAGUUAGUUUUCUCGCGGCUUGCACCGUACGACCAGUGAAUGUACUUUUAUUUCUUCUCGUGUAUCACUAGUAUCUGUUCAGUUUGUUCUGUUCGCAGUGUAGAAAACCAAGAAAGUCAAUUCGA
This is a messenger RNA of Schistocerca gregaria, 875 nucleotides long. RefSeq lists its product as uncharacterized. Bases 104 to 454 code for a protein of 116 amino acids. The record is from RefSeq and is a predicted model, not a curated record. The transcript has 2 exons. NCBI's taxonomy places the organism in Eukaryota, Metazoa, Arthropoda, Insecta, Orthoptera, Acrididae.